Molecule: messenger RNA, 1587 nt
Organism: Funneliformis geosporum
Lineage: Eukaryota; Fungi; Glomeromycota; Glomeromycetes; Glomerales; Glomeraceae
Source: the annotation of a GenBank genome assembly
AUGAAUCUUUUACCUUUGGAUUGCAAUGCGGAAAUAUUGGAUUAUCUACGAGAUGAUGAAAAAUCACUAUAUUCAAUUAUUCGCGUAAAUCGAGCAUGGUGUCAACUUGCCAUUCCAUUAUUAUGGAAUCGACCUUUUAAAGUGAAAAGAAAAGCAUCGAUAAUUAAAAUUUUAAUAUCAUGCCUUUCAGAAGAAGAUAAAAUAUCAAUCCUAGAAAAAGAGAUUGAUUAUUGUAUUGAAUUAAAUCAAGCUCCCCCAUUAUUUGAUUAUCCCUAUUAUAUACGAGCUUUAGAUUAUAGAUAUCUUGAAAGUUCAAUUGAAAAUUGGAUUUUACAAUUAGGUGCACCCUCUAAAGAUAUCGGAUUAGUUCUGUUUAAUUUACUUGGAAACUUAAUAUUCUCACGUUCGCGUGGAUUACUUAUUUUAACUUUACGUCAUUAUGAUUAUUAUUAUUGUAAAUUUGGAAAGCAUUACACGAGUGUUAAAGACAUCUUAUCAUUUAAACAUCUUGAACGUGCUUUAGAACAACUUGAAAAUCUUGAGAUUGGUCUUUAUUCCGAACCUCGUGAGAAUUGUGAUGUUAUUUGCGAUUCGAUGUCAGAUUUCUUUUCUGCCUUAUCAAAAUAUUCAAAAAAUAUUCAAAAAGCUACCAUCGAAAUCUUAUUAGAUUCAUCGGAAACAGAUAAAGUUACCAAGGUUGCUAAUUCAUUUGCGGAUUUCAUUAAAUCUCAAACAAAACUCAGGAAUUUGGAAGUUAAUCAAUCCUUAGGUGGUACCUUCACAAAUUCAUUAUCCGAAUCAUUGAAUUUUCUUAAAUUUAAUGAUUUAAAGAAUGUACAUAGUUUACUCCCUGCGCUUAGCGCUUGCGAAAGAUUGGAAACCUUGGAAAUCUCGGGACAUUUUGGGGUUGAAUUGAUUGAAGAUUUACAUGGAUCUGUUAGCGAUUUGCCGCCGAUCAACAUAACGAAUUUGCAUGUUUAUCAAUUGGAAGAGUUUGAAUCUGAGAAAUACUUGGAGAUGUUCAUAGUAAUUUUACUUAAUUUAGCACAAAGUACUUUAAGAUCUGUUAUAUUAGAUUACGUUAAUGUACCAAUUAUUGAAGCCAUAUUAGGGUCUAGUUCUACACUUACACACCUUGCUUUAAGUAUGAUCCUUGUAGAUGCUUCAGUCUUUAUUACACAUUUAUCAACUUUUACGAGUUUAGAAACUUUGAUUUUUAUACAAGAUUUAAAUGAUGAGGAGGAGGAUGAUGCCAUGUUUAGUAUUUUACCAAACCUUGCAAGUCGUUUACCAACGACAUUGAAAUAUUUAGGUUUAUGGGCUAUAAUGGAUAAUGCAACUUUAGAUAAAACAUUAUGUAAAAUUAAGGUUCCUAUAGAAGAAUUGGACGUUUUUAAAAGAUUUGAUGAUUCCGAUAUGGAAGCCGUAAUUAAAUACGCCCAAAAAAAUCCAAAUUUGAAAAGACUCGGUUAUAAAAAGGUUACACCCUCUGAAUCUAAAUUAUCAAAGGACUUAUUGGAUCGAGCUAGUUCUAUCAUUAAGAGCAUUGGUGACACGAGACCCAUCAAAAAUGCUGUAUGUUUGUAA